Molecule: messenger RNA, 1359 nt
Organism: Erigeron canadensis
Lineage: Eukaryota; Viridiplantae; Streptophyta; Magnoliopsida; Asterales; Asteraceae
Product: putative glucose-6-phosphate 1-epimerase
Exons: 8
Coding region: 104-1033 (309 amino acids)
Biological process (GO): carbohydrate metabolic process
Molecular function (GO): carbohydrate binding; isomerase activity
Source: RefSeq, a predicted model, not a curated record
UCCUCCUCUUCGAUUUUCAAAUUCCCUUUCUUCCUCAUUUCCAUUCCUCCUGCAAAAUUUCUUACUCUAAUUAUUAUACAUCUAUCUAUAUAUCAAUUAAUUCAUGGCAAAUAAUAAUAAUAAUAUCAUAAAAGAAGGCGAUCGAUCGCCUCGUAUUAUAUUACAUGAACCUACCGGAUCAACCGUUGAGGUGAUGUUGUAUGGGGCUCAGGUUAUUUCUUGGAAGAAUGAACGGAGAGAAGAACUACUUUUCAUGAGCAACAAGGCAGUUUGGAAACCACCUAAACCCGUCAGAGGUGGCAUACCCAUUUGCUUUCCACAGUUUGCAAAUUUUGGUACACUGGAGCAACAUGGAUUUGCCAGGAACAGAUUAUGGUUGUUAGACGAUGAUCCUUCUCCAUUAUCUCCAGCUAACAAUCAAUCCAGUGCAGAUCUUUUAUUAAAAUCAACAGAAGAGGAUCUGAAAACAUGGCCGUAUAGAUUUGAGUUGCGGCUUCGCAUUUGUGUCAGUGCUGGCAAGCUAACAUUGAUCCCUCGCGUGAGAAAUGUAGAUACCAAGGCCUUCUCGUUUACCCUUGCUCUGCGUAAUUAUUUUUCUGUAUCUGACGUCAGUGAAGUACGUGUAGAGGGCUUAGAGACACUUGAUUAUUUCGAUAAUAUGUUAAAAAGAGAACGGUACACUGAGCAGGCAGAUGCCAUUACUUUUGACGGCGAGAUUGAUCGUGUGUAUUUGAGUACACCUACUAAAAUUGCCAUAAUAGACCAUGAGAAGAAGAGAACAAUUGUUCUACGUAAAGAAGGCAUGGUGGAUGCAGUUUUGUGGAAUCCUUGGGACAAAAAGGCAAAAGCAAUUCCCGAUUUGGCUGAUGAGGACUAUAAAACCAUGUUAUGUCUUGAUGCUGCAGCUGUCGAAAACCCAAUAAACCUAAAACCAUGUGAAGAAUGGAAAGGUCGUCAAGAGCUAUCUAUAGUGUCCUCAAGUUAUUUCAGUGGGCAGUUAGAUCCACAGAAGGUUAUAAAUGGCUUACGCUGAUGCCGAGCAAAAUGCAGAUCUUCCAUUAAUUUCCAGGUUUUUUUUAACAAUCUGCAAUAUUAAUGUUGCUUCUACCUUCUACAUUGAUUUGGUGUGUAGGGUUCGUUAGAUUAUAUAUACCAUAAUAUUCCAGUUGAUCAGUGAGACUGUUGCAUUUAGCUAUGAUCUGAUCCACCAAAUAUACCUGGUACAAUUAGGUCAACAAAUUGCCACUCUUAUAAUUGUGUAAUUGUUCUCAAUUUUUAUUAUGGGAUUCACGAGCAACAUAAACUAUAUGUAUCUAUUCAGAGGUUUGAAAUCAAAUUGUGUUACUCGUUUGAAUUUGA